AUGAACGAAACAAGUUAUAUACCAGGUUACAGAGAUAUAAAUAUCCACGCAUUUUAUAGACCACAAGAAGAUUAUGCUUUCGCAAAUAAUAUAAGAGCUAAGCAAUUUAUAUAUAAUCCUUAUUUUAAGAAGGAAUUAAAAGGUCCAUAUAUCAAAAAAAUGUAUGAACCUUUUGAAAUGAAUAAACCACAUACAAAAAGCUUAUUUUCUCCACAUAUUCUUUCUCACACCAAAUUAAAUAGACAAUGUAAUCCUUUAGUAUCCUAUCCUUAUGGUAUUCCUCGAGAUAUAGAAUAUGAAAAGUGUUCAAAAUGUAAAGGAAAAAAAAAACAGCACACAAUUAAGUACAAUAAGAAAAAGAAUAAGAACUUAAAGAGAGAUACACCUAGUUACGAGAGCAACUUUUUUGUUUCAAGAUUAAAAUCCGAGUAUAAUAAUUCCAAUGAGCAACCAUAUAUUAAUAUAGAAAAAAAGAAUGACAAUGGUGAUGAUAUUAGUAAGAUCAUAUAUGACAUAGAAAACAUUAAGGAUAAAUCAAAACGGGAGUCAUAUGAAGAUACAUACUCAAUUCCUAUGGGAAAGGAAAAUAUAAUAUAUGAUUACUCCAAUUCAUCCAGAAAUAGUUACAAUAUAAUAAAAGAACUUAGCAAGCCACGUUAUGAAAAUUUAGAUAAUUUUCCUAUGCAGUAUAUAGAUACACAUGAUAAUGAUGAUUCAUCCAUGUAUUAUUAUAGCUAUAAUGAAAAAGAAAAUUUUAAUUCUCAAGAAAAAUUAAAAAAAAAAAAUUUAGAUUUAAAGGAUCUCCAUAUUAAUGAUGAAGUAAAUAUAUCUAAUAAAUAUAAAAGAGAAAAUGAUAAAAAAUAUGAACAUAAGGAUGUUGGAGAAUCUUCAAGUUCACUUAAUUCGGAAGAAAAACAUGAAAUUGACAAUAUAAUAAGCAAAUAUAACAAUAAUAAGAAUAAUAAUAUACAAAAGGAUAAUAACAAAAAAAUGAACUUUAUCGAUAACACUAUAAUCAAUACGGAUAAGAAAGGAAAAAAGGAUUUAUUAAUUAUGCUUAUCAAUGAUCUGACUCAUGGAAAAAUAAAAUACAAAAAAGCAAAAAAUGAUGAAAAAUAUAAAAUGAAUCAUGAAAAUAAAAUAAAACGUGAAAACAUAAUAAAAAAAGAAAAUGUUCUUAAAAAUGAUCAUAUAUUAAAAAAUACACAACAGAACCUAAAGCAAGUAAAAAUAUGCGAAAAUGAAAAUAUAUUCAGCAAAUACAAUGUUAUGGAAAUUUAUAAAAAUCAAAAUAGUAUAUCAACAGAUAAUAUAAAAGAAAAAAAUACAUCCAAAGAAAAUUCUCAUCAUAGGAAAGGACAUGGAAAAAAGAAAGAAAUGGAAGUAGAACAUUACCAUAGGUACUGUAAAUCAGGAAAUGGAAAAAAUGGAAAAAAUGAAAAGGAAAAAAAUCAUGAGGAUGCAAAAAUUAAAAGAGUAUAUUAUAAAAACAGUUUGGAAUUACCUAAAUCAAAUGAACAAGAUAUGUAUGAAUCAAAUUUAUUGAAAAAAAAAUCAUUCAACCCCAAAAAAAAUAAAAAGGUCUCUAUAGAAAAAGAGCCUAUCAUUUUCAAAAAAAGUAAAGAUGAUCAAUCAAAAAUAGCAAAACAAAUAAUAGCUAGAGCAAAAACAAUGAAAAUGAAAAGAAUAGGUACCAUUAAUUUUCCAACUAAAAAUAGCAAUAAUAUGAGUCUCAAGAAAAGAAAUACCCUAAAAAAAUUAAAUACAAUGGUGGAAUCGAAAUUUAAAAAACAAAACACAACAGUAUUGAAAAAAAGGAAAACUAUGCCAAGGUUGCAUUUGACGAAACCACCCAACCCAGUAAUAUUCAUAAACAAAAAAAAACUUCUAAAAGCACAGAAGAGUGUACACAUCCAAGAUAAUAAUAAAAAAAAUAAAAAUAAAAAUAACAUUAAUAGUAAUAGUAAUAAUAAUAAUAUUAAUAGAAAAAAAAUUCUUAGUAGAUCUAAGACAAAAGUUUAUAUUAAUAAUAAAUCCAAAAUUUUCAAAAAGGCAGACGUAAAAAUGGUUUCAAAAAAUCCAUUUAACAUAUUAACAUCUAACAACAGUUUAAGUAGUAAUAGUGAAGAUGAAAAAGACAAAAAUAUAAUCAAAAAAGAAAAUGCACGGAAUAAUAAUAAAAACCUAAAUAUACCUUCUAAAAAAGAUAACCCUCAUAUUAAUAAUCAUUCCGUAAGAAAUAAAUUGAAAUCGAAAAAGGAUGAAUUAUUUCAGAAUAUUUUAUCGCUAACGAAAAAUAUGAAAGAGCAACCAUUAAAGAAGACAUAUCAUGAACAUAUAAAUCAUAAGGAUUUAUUAUCCUUAACCUCAAAAAAUAGUGAUGAAACAUAUGAUAAUUCAGUUAGUGGAGCAUUGUAA
Plasmodium gaboni is the source of this 2418-nucleotide messenger RNA. RefSeq lists its product as hypothetical. The record is from RefSeq and is a predicted model, not a curated record. NCBI's taxonomy places the organism in Eukaryota, Apicomplexa, Aconoidasida, Haemosporida, Plasmodiidae. The transcript has a single exon. The coding region runs from base 1 to 2418 and encodes 805 amino acids.